Molecule: messenger RNA, 2687 nt
Organism: Panicum hallii
Lineage: Eukaryota; Viridiplantae; Streptophyta; Magnoliopsida; Poales; Poaceae
Product: phosphatidylinositol 4-phosphate 5-kinase 6-like
Exons: 7
Coding region: 1-2427 (808 amino acids)
Biological process (GO): phosphatidylinositol metabolic process
Molecular function (GO): 1-phosphatidylinositol-4-phosphate 5-kinase activity; ATP binding
Source: RefSeq, a predicted model, not a curated record
AUGAGCCAGCUCCCCGCCCCGGCGAGCCGGCUGUGGGAGGCGAGCAUCCGCAAGCUCCAGACCAUCCGCCGCGUCGGCACGGUCGUGCCCGCCCCGGGGACCGUGGACGGCGCCGACGCCGCCACGCCCUGCCUCCUCUCCCUCAGCUCCUCGGCGUCCAACACCAUCUACCAGUACCAGGAGGACGGCGAGGAGAGCGACACCAGCAACGAGGGCGGCAAUGACUCGGACGCCGGCGAGGACGACGACGCCGCGCUCGGCGAGCCCGCCCACGCCGAGCAGCUGCUGCCCAGCGGGGACUUCUACCAGGGGAGCCUGCGCGGGGACCUCCCGCACGGCGCCGGCAAGUUCCUCUGGACCGACGGCAGCAUGUACGAGGGCUCGUGGCGCCGCGGCCGCGCGUCCGGGCGCGGCAAGUUCUCGUGGACGUCCGGCGCCACCUACGAGGGCGACUUCGCCGGCGGCUACAUGCACGGCAACGGCACCUACAUCGGCGAGUUCGGGGACACCUUCGCGGGGCUCUGGGCAAGCAACCUCCGCCACGGCCGCGGCACGCAGGCGUACGCCAACGGGGACGUGUACGACGGCCACUGGCGCGACGGCCUGCAGGACGGCCACGGCCGCUACAUCUGGCGCCAGGGACACGAGUACAUCGGCACGUGGAAGGCCGGCGACAUGCACGGGUGCGGCACGGUGAUCUGGGCGGACGGCGACCGGUACGACGGCGCGUGGGAGGACGCCAAGCCCAAGGGCCAGGGCACGUUCCGGUGGGCCGACGGCGGGAUGUACAUCGGCACGUGGUGCGAGGAGUCCGGCGCGGUGCACGCCGACGGCGUCUACUACCCGCCGUCCGGCGGCCCCGCGGUGCCCGUGCCCCGUGAGCCGUGCGAGCCGAUCACGGCGCUGCUCCAGGAGCUCGAGGGGUGCGAGGGGAAGAAGGCGUCGCUGAUGCCGUUGCACAAGAUACUGACGUGGCCCGGGGUGGAGGCCGUGCAGAAGAAGCCGGUGUGGCGACCGCCCAAGGUCAGCGCGGACCACGGGAGGAUGUCGAGCGUGAGCAGGAGGAUGAGCAGCGCGUCCUUGGACAUGGACAGCCUGCAGGCCGAGGCUACUGCUGCUGAGAGCGAGGAGACGCGGACGGACAGGUCGUGCUUGCGGACGUCGUCGUGCAUGCGCACGCCGCCGAGGCCGGGGAAGAAGCAGGGGGAGACCAUAUCCAAGGGGCACAGGAACUAUGAGCUCAUGCUCAACCUGCAGCUUGGCAUUAGGCAUGCUGUUGGAAGGCAGUCAGCGCCAACUUCACUGGAUCUUAAAUCAUCAGCAUUUGAUCCGAAAGAGAAAGUGUGGACAAGAUUCCCUCCUGAAGGAUCAAAGCAUACUCCUCCUCACCAAUCAUGCGAUUUUCGGUGGAAGGACUACUGCCCCCUGGUUUUCAGGACUUUGCGCAAGCUCUUCGAUGUUGACCCUGCUGAUUACAUGAUCUCCAUUUGCGGGGAUGAGGCACUCAGGGAACUUUCAUCACCAGGGAAAAGUGGAAGUUUCUUUUACCUCACAAAUGAUGACAAGUACAUGAUCAAAACAAUGAAGAAAUCAGAAGUUAAAGUACUGCUUAGGAUGCUUCCAUCCUAUUAUAAACAUGUCCGUGCUUUUGAACAUACUCUAUUAACUAAAUUCUUUGGGCUGCACUGUGUUAAACUUACCGGAGCUAUUCAGAAAAAGGUUCGAUUUGUUAUAAUGGGGAAUCUUUUCUGCUCCAACUAUGCAAUCCAUAGGCGCUUUGAUUUGAAAGGAUCUUCACAUGGUCGCAUGACAGACAAACCCAUUGAUCAAAUUAGCGAGCAUACAACGCUGAAGGAUCUUGAUCUUAAUUUCAUUUUCCGGCUAGAAGGAUCUUGGUUUCAAGAAUUCUGCAGGCAAGUGGACAAAGAUUGUGAAUUAUUGGAGCAGGAGAGGAUCAUGGAUUACAGUCUUUUGGUUGGUAUUCACUUCAAGGACAGAUGCAAAGGUAAGCUACAUGAUGCUUGCUUUCACAUACUUGCACCUGGAAAAAUGCUGUAUGCAUAUUUGAAUUUUUUUUUUUUGAAAGACGUAGGUACAUUUGAAGUAAUAAGACUGAAAAAUCUCUUUGCUGGUUACAGACCAUCACUAAAACUAGGGAUUUGCAUGCCCUCAAGGGUUGAGAACAUCGUGAAGAAUCCCGAGAGUGAAUCUUUGCUCAUUGGUGAGCUCACAGGUGAAUUUCAGGAUGUCUUUUUGUUCUUUGGAAUCAUUGACAUCCUGCAAGACUAUGAUAUUAGUAAGAAGCUCGAGCAUGCUUAUAAAUCCAUGCAAUACGAUCCGAACUCCAUAUCGGCCGUUGACCCCAAGCAAUACUGCAAGAGAUUCAGGGACUUCAUAUUUAGGGCUUUCACAGAAGAGGUACAAUAACUAGUUAAUUGACAGAGGAGGGACAUAUCUAAUUUAAGGGGUUAACAAUUCUUUGGUGGAUGUUUUGUGUCACAAUCCAGUAAUUUUUGUAGGUAACAUCAUUGAUGCACUCUGUUGUAGAUGAAACACGUAAAUAGUGCGGCAAUUUCCUCUUCUCUUGUAGAUUUUGUACAUUUUUAAACAUUUUGUUGCAUAAUUAGAUGUAGCAUAAAUUUAAUCAUGCCAUGUAAAGGAUGUAGCUGGAUAGAUAUUAUUGUUGA